AUCAACAACAGCCAGUCAGACACCUCGGGAGUUUUCUUGCCGAAACAGAACCGAAACAUUAGAGCUCUUGAGACGCUUUCAGUGUAUAUUAUUCACUGUGUUUCAAAACAAAUUUCGGUCGUAUAGAUAGUUACCCCCCCUCCAUUUAAUUUAAUAUGUACGAUACUAAUCAGCAAGCUGAAUAGCUAAAGUAGCCUAGCACUAGGCUAGUCGCACAUGUUAACUCGCUAUUUUAUUUAUUUCACCAGGUAGUUAGCUAACAUCCCCGAACAUGAGCUCACUAAACUUCUCUCCUCCUGUUAAAGACGAGGAGGAUGUCUGCUGGACGGAGAAAGAGGGUCUGUGGCUGAACCAUGUCGUGAAAGAGGAGGAGGAAGAGGAGGCUGUUACAAUACAAAAACAGGUAGAGGGUGAGACUGUUGCCGUGAAAGAGGAAGAGAAAGACGUUUCAGUUAAAGAAGAGGAAUACGAGUUCAGAGUGGAAGAGGAGCAUGUUGCGGUAAAAGAAGAGGAGAUGGAAGUUACAGUGAAAGAAGAGGAAGACGAGUUCAGAGUGAUAAAGGAGGAGGAGGAGGAUGUUACUGAGGAGGAAGAGGAAGUGGAGUUCAGAGAGACAGAGGAGGAGGAGGAUGUUACUGAAGAGGAAGAGGAGUUCAGAGUGACAGAGGAGGAGGAGGUUACUGAGGAGGAAGAGGAAGUGGAUGCACCAUUGAGAGCAUCCUGUCCAGCUGUAUCACAGCUUGGUACGGCAACGGCACCGCCCACAACUGCCAGAGGGUGGCGCGGUCUGCCCAACGCUUCACCGGGGGCAAACUACCUGCCCUCCAGGACACCUACACCACCCGAUGUCACAGGAAGGCCAAAAAUAUCACCAAGGACAACAGCCACCCGAGACACUGUCUGUUCACCCCGCUAUCAUCCAGAACGCGAGGAUGCAGUGUUUGGAGUGAAGGAGGAGGAGGGAGAGAUAACUGAGAGAACUCCGGUGCGCUCUGCAAUGCGUUCCUGUCCGCUUUGCCCUAAGGUUGUGGUCGGCUUCAGUCAGCACCUGAGGCACACGCACAAUGUGAGGAACACGGAGGAGAGGAUCCUCCUUUGUAAUUGGCAGUCGGGCCGUGUCAAUAUCAGGCAGGAGCCGUGCCCAGUGACAGGAUGCUCCACCCAUGCCAGCCGGCUGGACCGGCACAUGGAGUCGCACACAGAGCUCAACAGAUCGCAGAGGAGGCGGGCUUUAGAAGAACUCAGGAGACGGCUGACCAUGGAGCGGCUGGCCACGUUGAGGGCGUCCAACCCUGUCGUCCCGCUCACCACCCAUUUGGAUAUUGUGGAGUGGGAAACAAAGCAGGAAGAGGAGGACGGCUCUUUAGAUUCACUGCUGUCUCCUUUGGAAGAGGAGGAGAAGGACGUGAGCUGCGGAGAUUAUUCCUGCCACUGCCAAGCGCCCAUCCUGAGGCUACGGAAAGCUUUGCAAGAGCGCGAUGAGGCCCUGACCAAGAGAAGUGCGGCCAUCCAAUCCGUUAGAGAGGACAACCUGAAGCUGACCUCAGAACUGAAUAGAGCGAGGAAGAUGUUUCAGCUACUGAAAAGGCAGAAGAAGACGAGUGUCAGGACGAGGUCGGGGAAGGCGAGGUCGGGGAAGGCGAGGUCAGCGAAGAGGUCCAGGUUUCAGACCGAGCCGUCUCGUCCUGCGUCAGACACAGAACAAGAGGAGAUACAGCAGGACCAAGUCGUGGGUUCAGGAGCCCAAGCAGAGGAGGCCACGGCGCCCGGAUCUAGCAGCCAAACUCCCUUCCCGGGCUCUGCUCUGAGUGUGUUUAUAGAGGGGUUCAGGAAGAUCUGUGAAGGCCCCAGUCCAAACAGUAAGCUGAAGCAAAAUUGUGCCACGAAGCUCAAGAGGGUGCAGCAAUUUUUGAAGUUCAUGGCGAAGGAUGAGAAAUAUCCAUCCACUCUCACUUUCCUGGCAGACCAGGACAACAUGAGGAGAUGGUUUCAGACCCUUCAGCAGAACAAGGCCGUCGCCACGGUCAACCACUACACCUCGACUAUUGGUGCAUUUCUCCAAUACUCCGAGGAGACCCCUCCGCCUGGCUGCCGGCUGACCAAGAACCACUGGAAGGAGAUCAACAGGGCAAUGAAGGAGAUCAACAAGUCCGUGAAAGGAGCCACCUCGAACAAGGAAGGCAAGGGGGUGUCUACAAAGAGCCUGCUGGAGUGCCAGUCUCUUGCCAAGGACAAGAUCCCCCAAGUGCUGAAAACCUUGGAAGAAACAAUGACACAGAGGAACCAGAACCGGUUUUACGGAUUCCUGUGUGCCUAUUUCACCUCCAUGUACGGCCACAGCCCGGGCCUUUAUAGAAACAUGAUGGUGAAGGAGGUAGAGGAGGUCCAGCGUGGCCUCUCUGGGACCUGUCUGAUCAACGUGGGAAACGCAAAACAAAUGCAAACCAGGAUCCAGAUGUCGCUGACCAAAGAGGAGUACUCUUGGUUUUCAGACUUCCUGAAAUUCAAGCACUGCCUGCCAGGGGGAAAGAAAGCCCAGUACUUCUUUUUCAAUUCCACCAACACUGAGAUCAAGAACCUGCCCGUCUACCUGAGGGAGGCGUGGAAGGAGAUGGGCCUGCCUGGAAGCCCUUCCUUCACUGACCUGCGGACUUCCAUCUUCAGUCAUGUUAAAAACGUCCUCCCGAAUGCCGACGGGGAAACGUUGUCCAACCUCAUGUGCCGCGGCAGCCGGAUGGAAGCCAAACGUUACGCGAUGAAUCCUUCCCAAGCCGGUGAAACCAGCGCCUUCCUUGAGGCGGCGUUGAAGAGAGAAGAUAACGCACCACGGGCGCGGCAGAGAACCAGCCAUCCACCUCCAGAAAGAGGAAGACGAGAGAGCACGUCUCCGAGCGGAGCACCACCCCUGAAGAGACCAAGGUACAGUACUAGGAGUCUGGCACGUCCCCCGGGGAGGAGGAGCAGGAACGGACGGCCAGACAGACUCUAGGAACAUAAGAUAUUCAGAGACAACGCAUUAGGUUACACUUGUACACCGUUUAACACUCAGGAACAAACAGAUACUCGGGCAUGGUGGUCUCCUCCAACUGAUUGUCGCUGCUCGCCUCCCACUGUGUCAGGUCAUGAAGCAGCUGAGGUCCAUUUAAAGCCCCAAACAGACUCCAGGAGAAAGAAGGAUGAGGGGGGGUUGACCUCUGACAGUCAGGUGGAAGAGGGGGGGUUGACCUCUGACAGUCAGGUGGAAGAGGGGGGUUGACCUCUGACAGUCAGGUGGAAGAGGGGGGUUGACCUCUGACAGUCAGGUGGAAGAGGGGGAGCUGUCUUCUGACAGUCAGGUGGAAGGGGGGUUGACCUCUGACAGUCAGGUGGAAGGAGGGGAGCUGUUUUCUGAGGAAUGUUCGACAUUCUCACACCACUCAGACACACCACUCAGACACACCACACUCAGACACACCACUCAGACACACCACUCAGACACACCACUCAGACACACCACUCAGACACACCACUCAGACACACCACUCAGACACACCACUCAGACACACCACUCAGACACACCACUCAGACACACCACACAGACACACCACUCAGACACCACUCAGACACACCACUCAGACACCACACUCAGACACACCACUCAGACACACCACUCAGACACACCACUCAGAUACACCACUCAGACACACCACUCAGACACACCACUCAGACACACCACUCAGACACACCACUCAGACACACCACUCAGACACACCACUCA
This is a messenger RNA of Oncorhynchus masou masou (cherry salmon), 3757 nucleotides long. RefSeq lists its product as uncharacterized. Lineage: Eukaryota; Metazoa; Chordata; Actinopteri; Salmoniformes; Salmonidae. The coding region runs from base 272 to 2989 and encodes 905 amino acids. The transcript is spliced from 8 exons. The record is from RefSeq and is a predicted model, not a curated record.